Molecule: messenger RNA, 1620 nt
Organism: Nanorana parkeri
Lineage: Eukaryota; Metazoa; Chordata; Amphibia; Anura; Dicroglossidae
Gene: ZBTB26
Product: zinc finger and BTB domain containing 26
Exons: 2
Coding region: 295-1575 (426 amino acids)
Biological process (GO): regulation of transcription by RNA polymerase II
Cellular component (GO): nucleus
Molecular function (GO): protein binding; RNA polymerase II cis-regulatory region sequence-specific DNA binding; DNA-binding transcription factor activity, RNA polymerase II-specific
Source: RefSeq, a predicted model, not a curated record
CACUCAUGGAGCCUUUAUACACUGCUGGUCGGUCACCCUCUGUCCUCCUGAUUCAACGUCCAUCGUGAGGGUUGUCCGGUGGCCGCAGAUGGAGAAUCUUCGAAAAGGGAAGUCGCGACAGAUGGCAAAACCGGGCAACGGGGGGAGCAGUGAGGGUGGAAAUACACAUGUCUCUGUAUUGUUGUGAGCUCGCUCUCACAACUCUGCGGCCAUGAUGUCAUUUCCAGUGCGACUGUGGAGAAGCUGGAAGUAGAGAUUCUCUAUGCUAAGAUGUUGAUGUGACCCACGCUGCAUAUGUUAGGAAAGAUAUUCCACACUACAGAACCAAAAAUGAGUGAAAGAACCGGCGUGCUCCACUUCAAGCUGGACAACCAUGGAGACUCCAUGUUGGGUAGGAUGAACGCUUUACGAGAACAGAGCAAGUUCUGCGAUGUCACCGUAUACAUCGACGAUGCUGAGGUCCCGGGACACAAAGUGGUGUUUGCGGCAGGCUCCCCCUAUCUCAGGGACCAAUUCCUGCUAAGCGAUUCCCAAGACGUUCGUAUCUCCAUUCUACAGAACUCUCAGGCCGGGAAGCAUCUGCUCCUGUCCUGUUACACCGGGGUCCUCGAAUUCCCCGAGAUGGACCUCGUCAACUAUCUGACGGCAGCCAGCUUUCUGCAGAUGAGUCAUGUGGUGGAGCGAUGCACGCAAGCCUUGUGGAAGUUUAUUAAACCACAGCAAGCCACAGCGGGGACCACGGAUGAAGAAGAGACCAAACCGGCGGCGGAGGUUGUGGAACCAGAAGAGGAAACCGAUGAUUCCAUCCAGCCGGACUCUCCUGUGGCCUCCAACUCAGAAGAUAGCAUAGACAAUGACGAUAUUCAGAUUGUCAAGGUUGAGUCUAUAGGUGAGGUACCCAGCGAUAAAGCCAAGGUAAGCCAAAGUCAAUUCAUGUCAUCUGACCAGACUGCCCUGCACUCCCUGGAGCCGCAACACUCGCUCAUCAACUCCACUGUCGAAAACCGAGCUGGAGACAUGGACGCCAACCCUAUACACAACUAUGCCGUGUCGGAUAACAGCAGCGAUAACAUGGGGCCAUCUGCCAAAGAGAUUUUCGGACCUAGCAGUAGGGUUUUGGACAAGACACUGCAAUGGCAUCACCAAUGUCCCAAAUGCACUCGGGUGUUUCGGCAUUUGGAGAAUUAUGCCAACCAUUUGAAAAUGCACAAACUGUUUAUGUGUUUGUUGUGCGGAAAGACAUUCACUCAGAAAGGCAACCUGCACAGGCACAUGCGCGUCCACGCAGGCAUCAAACCCUUCCAGUGCAAGAUAUGUGGCAAAACCUUUUCUCAGAAGUGCUCGCUACAGGACCACCUGAACCUGCACAGCGGAGAUAAACCGCACAAAUGCAACUACUGCGAUAUGGUGUUUGCGCACAAACCCGUACUGAGGAAACACCUCAAGCAGCUCCACGGCAAAAACAGUUUUGACAAUGCGCACGAGAGGAGCACACUGGAUGUCAGUCUUGACUAUGAAGCUUUUGCCGGUGCCCAUGAUGGCAACGAAAUGAUUUCACAGAGCCUGCACCAAUGAGAAGGAGGUGUUAUGCAUACAUUUUAAAGGACGUGUCCAUUUAUU